AUGGAGUCUAGCAUCCGGCGCCUCUUCAGGGCCCGCCGCACCUGCUGCGAGAUCUUAACUGACCGCGGCUAUUUGCUGCCAGCCCAAGAAAUGGCGGAAGGGUUUGCAGAGUUUGCGCAGCGCUUCAACGAAAACGAACAGUCGCGUUCGCGCAUGCUGCUGAUUGCUUCCCACAAAGCAGACCCUGAGGCGAAGCUAAUUGUCUACUUUGCAGAUGAAACCAAGAAGACAGGAGUCAAGCCCAUUCGAGA
Molecule: messenger RNA, 251 nt
Organism: Eimeria tenella
Lineage: Eukaryota; Apicomplexa; Conoidasida; Eucoccidiorida; Eimeriidae
Exons: 2
Biological process (GO): DNA-templated transcription
Cellular component (GO): RNA polymerase II, core complex; RNA polymerase I complex; RNA polymerase III complex
Molecular function (GO): DNA binding; DNA-directed RNA polymerase activity
Source: RefSeq, a predicted model, not a curated record